CCCUUCUAAAAUCUUAAACUGCUUAAUUUCUUAUCCACAACAGCCACUUUUAGCCGCCACUGUAUCCCCCGCUGCUUCUCUUUUUGUCAUCCCCAGCUACGACGAGCGGUGACUCUGACCCACUCAACACCGUCGUGCACUCGUGCCUCACCGCUUCUCGCUCCUAAGCACUACUACAUCGCCGCCACUUCGUUUAGUCGAAACGGUAUUCAAGUAUUCAACACGUGCUGAAAUGACCCUGUCAUACCAGUCCUCCACAAUCGCCCCACCUUCCUCUCAAUUUCGCUACUCCUUACCUUCCUCCAGAAUUCCUCAUCAGCUUCACCACCGGAGACUCUCCAUUUUCUACCAUCGGGGUCGACUCACCGUCAGGGCAAUGGCCAGGCCGAAAGAGCUCAUAUUCGGGAAACCUGCAGUGACCGUGGAGGAAGGCAAGUACGGCUACCACGUCGAAACCCUCAUCGACAAGCUUUCGAGCCUUCCGCCGCGCGGAAGCAUUGCGCGGUGCCUCGAAACCUUCCGCAACAAGCUCUCUCCCACCGACUUCUCCAACGUCUUCAAGGAGUUCGCCUCCCGCGGCGACUGGCAGCGAUCUCUCCGCCUAUUCAAGUACAUGCAGCGCCAGAUGUGGUGCAAGCCCAACGAGCACGUAUAUUCCAUCAUGAUUGGCAUUCUCGGCCGCGAAGGCCUUCUCGACAAGGCAUUGGAGAUAUUCGAUCAAAUGCCAACUCACAGUGUGGCCCGGAAUGUCUUUUCCUACACCGCAAUUAUCAAUGCCUUUGGCAGGAACGGUAAGUAUGAAACCUCCCUUCGAUUGCUGGAUAAGAUGAAAAUGGAAAAAGUUGUUCCCAAUAUUCUGACAUAUAAUACUGUCAUUAAUGCGUGUGCUCGUGGAGGGUAUGAAUGGGAGGGAUUAUUGAGUCUGUUUGCUGAAAUGAGACACGAGGGGGUUCUACCAGACCUGGUCACAUACAAUACUCUUUUAAGUGCGUGUGCAAUUAGAGUAUUAGAUGAUGAGGCAGCACUGGUGUUCAGGACAAUGACUGAGGGUGGGAUUUUACCAGAUAUUACCACUUAUAGAUAUUUAGCUGACACAUUUGGAAAACUUGGGAAGUUAGGGAAGUUCUCAGAAUUGCUUAGGGAAAUGGAGUCUGGAGGGAACUUACCAGAGGUAACAUCCUAUAAUGUCUUGUUGGAGGCAUAUUCCCAAUCAGACUCACUGAAUGAGGCUAUGAAUGUUUUCAGGCAAAUGCAGGCAGCAGGGUGUGCUCCUAAUGCAGACACUUAUACCAUUUUGUUGAAUUUAUAUGGGAAGAAUGGGAGGUAUGAUCAGGCCAGGGAUCUCUUCCUUGAGAUGAAAAUUAGUAACACCGAGCCAGAUGCAGAUACGUAUAAUAUUCUCAUCCAGGUGUUUGGGGAAGGUGGAUACUUUAAAGAAGUAGUUACACUGUUCCAUGAUAUGAUAGAAGAGAAUGUGGAACCAAACAUGGAGACUUAUGAGGGGUUAGCACACGCGUGUGGAAAGGGAGGACUUCAUGAAGAUGCAAACAAGAUCCUUCUUAAUAUGUACCAAAAAGACUUCGUUCCAAGCUCUAAGGUGUAUACUGGUGUUAUUGAAGCAUAUGGGCAGGCUGCUUUGUACGAGGAGGCGAUUGUUGCUUUCAAUACAAUGAAUGAGGUUGGAAGCAUGCCUGACAUUGAAACUUUUACUUCUAUGAUCCAUGCAUUUGCUAAGGGGGGACUUUACAAAGAGGUUGAAGCAGUAUUAGUUACGAUGGAUGAAGUCGGAGUUCAGAGGAACAGUAAUUCAUUUAAUGGAAUGAUUGAAGGUUAUCGACAGGGAGGCCGGUUCGAAGAAGCUAUAAAGACUUACACUGAUAUGGAAAAGGAAGGGUGCAAUCCAGAUGAAGAUACCUUUGAGGUAGUUUUGAGCGUCUACUAUUUUGCUGGUCUGGUUGAUGAAUGUGGGCAACAAUUUCGGGAAAUAAAAUCAGUUGGCAUACAACCAAGCGUUAUCUGCUAUUGUAUGAUGCUUGCAGUCUAUGCAAAAAGUGAAAGAUGGGAUGAAGCCUUUGUAUUAUUGGAUGACAUGUUAACACAUAAGGUUUCAAACAUGCAUAAAGUAAUUGGACAAAUGAUCAAGGGAGAAUUUGAUGAUGAGUGUAAUUGGCAAAUGGUUGAAUAUGUGUUUGACAAACUCAAGUAUGAAGGGUGUGGUCUGGGCUUGAGAUUUUACAAUGCACUUCUAGAAGCACUUUGGUGGUUUUCCCAGAAGGAAAGAGCAGCAAGAGUUCUUAAGGAGGCAACGAAAAGGGGACUGUUUCCUGAGUUGUAUCGGAAAAACAAGCUUGUGUGGUCUGUAGAUGUACAUAGAAUGUGGCCUGGAGGUGCAUGUACUGCAAUAUCUGUCUGGCUUAACAAUAUCAAGGCGCUGUUGCUGAAAGGGGAGGACCUUCCUCAUGCUGCAUCUGUUGUGGUGGUACGAGGCCAGAUGGAGAGUAGCUCAAAUACUGAAGAUUUUCCGAUUGCAAAGGCUGUUAAUUCUUUUCUGAAGGAUCACGUCUCAUCAUUUUCUUUCCCUAGUUGGAACAAGGGCCGAAUAGUGUGUCCCAAAUCUCAUCUCGACCAAAUCUUUUCCAGUUCAGAAUCAUCAUCUUCAAAAGGCCACAUCCAAAUUUCUCUUAGUAAUACUCCCCUUCCUCUUCUGGCUACACAACCAUCUAGUACAAGGAGAUCAAAGCACAACACAGCUUCAGGUUCAGAACUUUUGGCAACCACAACUUGAACUGUUUUCUCAGAAAGCUGUUUGCAACCAUGAGAUUGGUGUUUUUGGCAUGCGAAGAAUGAGCUUCCAGUGAGCAAUCUGUCUGUAGUAGACUAGUACACUCACCAUGAAAUGAAGUUCCGCCUAUCUGGAGAGCUGUGGCCCAUACACCUGUGAAAGAUAUUACUUCGUGCAUAUUUCCCCAAAAAAAUUCUGCUGAAGCUUAGCCACAGUCUCGCCAAUUUCCUCCUGAGAAAUUAUCGGCCAACUCUGAUAGAUACUCGAUUGUGCAUAUCUCCAAUGUGAUCCCUCCAAAAUGUACGGAUAACGGUUUUUCUCACCCAAAAAAUCUCUGCAGAAAGAUACUACUUCAUGCAUAUCUCCCAAAAAAACUCUGCUGAAGCUUAGCCAUAGUCUCGCCGAUUUCCUCCUGAGAAAUUAUCGGCCAACUCCGAUAGAUAUUCAUUUGUGCAUAUCUCCAAUGUAAUCCCCAUAAAUUACUGCUGCUCGGAGGACACGAGAAGAAGCUCUCUCCCGUCGACAUUGAUUCUAAUUGGAAGAAGCACACUAUGAUGGGAAUGAAAACAUCCGAUGACUUCAUUACUCCCCCACAACCAUCAACACCAUCCUGAGAUCAUCUCGCAAACUCUAACUUCCAUGUAAACCUACCCUACCCGUGUGCGAUGAGUUCUUCGAGUGUUGAGUCCUGGUCAAUGGAUGCAACAAGGCGAAUUAAGAGGUGUGACUGUGGACUCCAAGCACCAGUGUGGACUGCUACAACAGACAAAAAUAGGGGGAAAAGAUUUUAUGGGUGUGGUCGUUUCUUGAGUGGUCAAAAGUGUAAUUUCUUUGAAUGGGUUGAGGAUGAACAAUGUGGCACUUGCCUGAGACGAAUAGAGACCUUGCUUCAGAAGAUUACCAGUGUUGAAGAGAGUUUCCGAAUGAAAGAAUUAGAGAUGCAAGCUGAAAUCAAGUGUUGUGUUCGUGGAAUUGGUCUUUUGAAACUCCAAAAUAUGGAAGAGGAACUCAAGAUGUCAAAGAAAGGCAAUGGGACUUUCUCCUAGAAUGUAGUGUGGUUCGGGUUGUUUGUUAUCGUCUUGUUGGGAAGUAGGAUAUAUUAGCAGAUGUUGUAAUGUUGUAAUGAAGUGUUUGUUCGGGUUGGUUGUAUUGUUGUAAUGAAUAUUAUGAAUUUGGUUUUCAAGCUUAUGGUCUUUUUGAAGCAUAACACCUGUAUUGAAAUGUAGACUUAAAUUUUGGUAUUUUGAUAUUGAAAUGUGAGUUGUUUGUGAA
This is a messenger RNA of Cuscuta europaea, 4054 nucleotides long. The record is from the annotation of a GenBank genome assembly. Lineage: Eukaryota; Viridiplantae; Streptophyta; Magnoliopsida; Solanales; Convolvulaceae.